AUGGCAAACUCAGACGACAGCUUCAACAACACCCAAGGCGACCAAGACACUGAUUACGGAGGCGAUGACUUGACGUGGGACGCAGUCGCGCAAGAGAUGGAUCAUGACGUUGAGGCAGAGCAGUCUGAUGUUCUAGAUGGGCGAGACUCGACACAAGCAGACAAGAAUACAUCAGACAGCUGGGGAAUCAUCAAGUACAUCGAGACACGAAGACGACUUAACGAUGCGCCCAUUGAUUCAAGAUAUCUAAGCGACAAAGAAGAUUACAACCCCUUCUUAGGUUACCGACUAAAGAUUGAUACCGUUUUUCCCUAUCAUGCCACGAUAUUGCAGCGAAGAAUC
Molecule: messenger RNA, 342 nt
Organism: Alternaria burnsii
Lineage: Eukaryota; Fungi; Ascomycota; Dothideomycetes; Pleosporales; Pleosporaceae
Exons: 1
Source: RefSeq, a predicted model, not a curated record